AUGGCUCUGCAGAAACUCUUCUAUAUCUCACUCUUUCUGCUAGUAUGCACAGCCAAGGAGAUCAACCCAGAAGCAGAGGCACUACUCCGAUGGAAGUCCAGUUUGAUUCGAGCCAACUCGCUGUCCUCCUGGUCGAUUUCCAGUCCCAUGUGUUCUUGGUUUGGCGUCACUUGUGACACUGCUGGACAUGUUACCGAGCUCCGUCUUCCCAUUGUGGGCCUUCAUGGUACGCUACACGCCUUAUACUCUCCAGUGCUCCAAAACCUCACCAUGCUUGACCUUAGCACAAAUAACCUUGGUGGUGUUGUCCCAGCAAAUAUCUCUCUGUUUCGCACCCUCACCGUUCUGAACUUGAGCAGCAACAAUCUUGUUGGUGCCAUCCCCUACCAACUCAGCAAGCUACCAAUGAUUAUCAAGUUAGAUUUGGGAAAUAACAACCUUACCAACCCAGAAUAUGCCAAAUUCUCACCCAUGUCCACUUUAAAGCUGUUAUCUCUAGCUAAUAACAAUCUCAGUGGUACCUUCCCACAAUUCAUCCUCAACUGCACCCAUGCGAGGAUGAGGUUCCUCGAUUUAUCAGGUAACGCCUUCACAGGGCCGUUACCAGAUUCACUGCCGGAGAUUGUCCCAAGGUUGAGGUAUCUAAAUCUGUCCAUUAAUAUAUUCUCUGGCUCCAUACCUUGCUCGCUCUCAAGGCUCCAAAAGCUAGAGAUACUAACUCUCUAG
This is a messenger RNA of Triticum turgidum subsp. durum (durum wheat), 726 nucleotides long. NCBI's taxonomy places the organism in Eukaryota, Viridiplantae, Streptophyta, Magnoliopsida, Poales, Poaceae. The record is from the annotation of a GenBank genome assembly.